Trichoderma breve is the source of this 678-nucleotide messenger RNA. RefSeq lists its product as uncharacterized. Gene Ontology annotation, molecular function: glutathione binding; glutathione transferase activity. The coding region runs from base 1 to 678 and encodes 225 amino acids. Gene Ontology annotation, cellular component: cytoplasm. The record is from RefSeq and is a predicted model, not a curated record. NCBI's taxonomy places the organism in Eukaryota, Fungi, Ascomycota, Sordariomycetes, Hypocreales, Hypocreaceae. The transcript has 4 exons.
AUGUCCCAGAUUACUCUCUUCGCUGAUUCUAGGGUGCCUUGCCCACAGCGCCUGCUCCUUACUGUCCACGAACUUGGACUCCAGAUUAAGGAUAUCAGGGAGGUUGAUAUUUCCAAGUUUGAACAUAAGCGUCCAGAAAUUUUGGAACUCAAUCCUUUCGGCGCUGUGCCAUUUAUUCGGGACGAAACAUAUGAUCCUCCAUUGAUGCUGACUGAAUCACGCGCUAUUGCAAGAUAUCUGGCGCAAGCGUACGGUAGCAGUGAUGCGUCUGCUUCGCUGCUCCCUGAUCCAACAAAUGUUGUUGCAGUGGCCAAGUUCGAAGAGGUAGUGUCAAUUGAGCUUACAUCCUUCGAUUCCUGCGCAAAUCAGCUAGUAUUUGAAGAGCUGUUUAAGCCGUCGUGGUUUAACGGUGAGACUGAUGUUGAAAAAUGCAAGCUUCUUCGAGAGAGCCUUGUGCGAGUCGUUGACUUGUUGGACAAGAGACUUACGGAUCAACAAUUCAUGGCAGGAGACAAAUUGACGGUGGUCGAUCUGUUCUUUGUCCCUUACAUGCACCAUCUGGUUAGAACCGUCUAUCCAACCUUACUAGACUCUCGGCCCCAUCUGAGUGCAUGGUGGGAAAGAAUAACCAGUCGCGAAUCAUACAAACAUUUAUUCGGCGACUCAAAGGAGAACUGA